This is a messenger RNA of Gekko japonicus, 451 nucleotides long. Its product is annotated as ubiquitin-conjugating enzyme E2 variant 3-like. The record is from RefSeq and is a predicted model, not a curated record. Lineage: Eukaryota; Metazoa; Chordata; Lepidosauria; Squamata; Gekkonidae. Gene Ontology annotation, biological process: carboxylic acid metabolic process. Gene Ontology annotation, molecular function: oxidoreductase activity, acting on the CH-OH group of donors, NAD or NADP as acceptor. The transcript has 3 exons. The annotation marks the transcript as partial.
GGCAUUGCUGACAAGGUGGUUGUCUUGGACUGUUCAGAAAGUACAAUGAAAGGAGGAACAAUGGAUUUAGAAAUCUUUGCCCUCCCAAAUGUGGAAGUCAGUAGAGAUUUUUCUGCCACGAGAGAUUCCAAAGUGGUGGUGCUUACAGUGAAUUAUUUAGGCAAUGCUCAGUCCUAUCUGGAUGUUGUACAGAACAAUGUGGACCUGUUCAGAGGCAUUAUUCCAUCAGUAGCACACUAUAGUCAAAACAGUAUACUGCUUGUGGCAUCCCAGCCAGUGGAAAUAAUGACAUAUGUAUCGUGGAAGAUGAGCGGAUUUGCCAAAAGCAGAGUUAUUGGGAUCGGCUGCAACCUGGACUCAGCAAGAUUCCAAUAUAUUAUUACAAAUCUGCUGAAAUCACAGUCCAGAGGCAAAGAUACUUGGAUUAUUGGUGAACAAGGGGAAAACAAAG